This is a messenger RNA of Felis catus (domestic cat), 11955 nucleotides long. It is a transcript of the gene GUCY2F, whose product is annotated as guanylate cyclase 2F, retinal. Gene Ontology annotation, molecular function: guanylate cyclase activity; peptide receptor activity; protein kinase activity. The transcript is spliced from 19 exons. Bases 314 to 3640 code for a protein of 1108 amino acids. NCBI's taxonomy places the organism in Eukaryota, Metazoa, Chordata, Mammalia, Carnivora, Felidae. Gene Ontology annotation, biological process: intracellular signal transduction; protein phosphorylation; receptor guanylyl cyclase signaling pathway. The record is from RefSeq and is a predicted model, not a curated record.
AAUCCUAAUCCCGGUCUUGGUCUGGGGAUGCUGAAGAGUGAUUUACAAGAAGGUUUACUACCCCUCUCAAUUAUUUACCCCAUUAAUGGAAUUUAUCAACAGCCUGGAGUCCUUGGCAGGAUUAUGAGCGAACAGAGGAUGCACUGAAAUGAACACACUGGGUAGCCAUGCCAGAGAUUUGCAUGUGCAGAAGGGAAAUUGAAGACAUUUGAGUGGUGACUUACAUGGCAUUUGGGAACACCACUGUCCAUCUCAGGAAAGCAGACUAACCUCCCAACAUCUCUUCACUAUCUUUGCUAGAAGCGGGGCGGCUAUGUUCUUGGGACCUUGGCCUUUCUUUCACCUUAUGCUCUGGUUUGCAGCUCCCAGAAGACAGCGAAGACACCAUGGCCUUGUAACUUUCAAGCUCCUGCGGUGUGUGUGCCUCCUGGCCCUCACGUCCAUCCCGCAACAGGUGUGCGGACCCCCUUACAAGAUAGGGGUGGUGGGCCCUUGGGCUUGUGAUCCGUUGUUCUCAAAAGCUCUGCCUGAGGUUGCUGCUCGAUUAGCCACUGAGCGGAUCAACAGGGACCCAUCAUUUGACCUGGGUUACUCUUUUGAAUACGUGAUUCUCAAUGAAGACUGCCAGACUUCCGGAGCCCUUGCCAGUUUCAUUUCUCACCACCAGAUGGCCUCAGGAUUUAUUGGACCUGCCAAUCCCGGCUACUGCGAGGCAGCCUCGCUCUUGGGAAACAGCUGGGACAAAGGGAUUUUCUCUUGGGCCUGUGUGAAUUAUGAAUUAGACAAUAAAAAUAGCUAUCCGACCUUUUCUCGGACACUCCCUUCUCCCAUCCGUGUGCUGGUAACCGUCAUGAAAUAUUUCCAGUUGGCUCACGCUGGAGUCAUUUCCUCAGAUGAAGACAUUUGGGUGCACACAGCCAAUCGAGUAGCAAGUGCUCUUCAGAGCCGGGGCCUACCUGUAGGGGUCGUCCUGAGCACAGGACGAGACAGCCAAAGCAUUCGGGAAGCUCUCCAGCAGAUUCGCCAGGCUGACAGAAUUCGCAUAAUCAUCAUGUGUAUGCAUUCGGCCUUGAUUGGGGGAGAGACUCAGAUGCAUCUCUUGGAAUGGGCUCAUGAUCUGAAAAUGACUGAUGGAACCUAUGUCUUUGUUCCUUAUGAUGCCCUGCUCUACAGUUUACCUUAUAAGCAUACACCCUACCAGGUCCUGAGGAACAACCCAAAACUCCGGGAAGCCUAUGAUGCUGUGUUGACCAUUACAGUGGAGUCCCAAGAAAAAACCUUCUACCAAGCCUAUACUGAGGCAGCAGCUACACAUGAAGUUCCUGAGAAGCUGGACUCAGAUCAAGUUUCACCGUUGUUUGGAACCAUCUACAAUUCAAUUUACUUUAUCGCACAAGCCAUGAAUAAUGCUAUGAAAGAAAAUGGACAGGCUAGUGCUGCCAGCCUGGUUCAGCAUUCCAGAAACAUGCAGUUCUAUGGAUUCAACCAGUUGAUAAGGACAGAUUCAAACGGAAAUGGAAUUGCAGAAUAUGUAAUCCUGGACACCAACUGGAAAGAAUGGGAACUGUAUAGCACUUACACUGUGGACAUGGAAACGGAGCUGCUACGGUUCAGAGGGACCCCCAUUCACUUCCCUGGUGGCAGGCCCCCUCAAGCAGAUGCAAAAUGCUGGUUUGCAGAAGGGAAGAUCUGUCAAGGAGGCAUCGACCCUGCCUUUGCCGUGAUGGUCUGUCUCGCUUUGCUUAUAGCCCUGUUGUCUAUUAAUGGAUUUGCUUACUUUAUAAGGCGUCGUAUAAAUAAAAUCCAGUUGAUUAAAGGACCCAACAGAAUUCUACUGACUUUGGAGGAUGUGACAUUUAUCAAUCCCCACUUUGGCAGUAAGAGAGGAAGUCGUGCCAGUGUAAGCUUCCAGGUCACCUCAGAAGUCCAAAGUGGGUGGUCCCCAAGGCUCUCCUUUUCUUCAGGGAGUCUAACUCCAGCUACCUAUGAAAACUCCAACAUAGCAAUUUAUGAGGGUGAUUGGGUGUGGCUGAAGAAGUUCCCCUCUGGAGGUUUUGGAGACAUUAAGUCCAUCAAAGCACGUGCAAGUAAUAUGUUUGAAAUGAUGAAGGACCUACGUCAUGAAAAUAUUAACCCUUUAUUGGGCUUCUUCUAUGAUUCAGGAAUGUUUGCCAUUGUGACAGAAUUCUGUUCCAGAAGGAGCCUAGAAGACAUAUUGACAAAUCAGGAUGUGAAACUUGACUGGAUGUUUAAAUCAUCACUUCUGUUGGAUCUCAUCAAGGGCAUGAAGUACUUACACCACAGAGAGUUUGCUCAUGGGAGGCUGAAGUCUCGGAACUGUGUGGUUGAUGGGCGUUUUGUACUAAAAGUGACAGAUUACGGCUUUAAUGAUAUCUUGGAAACACUAAGACUCUCCCAAGAGGAACCUUCUGCAGAAGAGUUGCUAUGGACGGCCCCUGAACUGUUGAGAGCUCCAAAGGGCAGCAGGUUAGGUUCUUUUGCAGGAGAUGUCUAUAGCUUUGCCAUCAUCAUGCAAGAAGUGAUGGUCCGGGGCACCCCAUUCUGCAUGGUGGAUCUGCCUGCCAAAGAAAUCAUAGACAGACUUAAGAAGCCUCCUCCUGUGUACAGACCAGUGGUUCCUCCUGAGUAUGCCCCUGCAGAAUGUCUCCAGCUAAUGAAGCAGUGCUGGGCUGAAGCUGCAGAACAGCGACCAACUUUUGAUGAAAUAUUUAAUCAGUUUAAAACUUUCAAUAAAGGGAAGAAGACCAAUAUCAUUGAUUCCAUGCUUCGGAUGUUGGAACAAUAUUCUAGCAACUUGGAAGAUUUGAUCCGGGAACGGACUGAAGAGCUGGAAAUUGAAAAACAGAAAACGGAAAAGCUUCUAACACAGAUGCUACCACCGUCAGUUGCUGAAUCCCUCAAAAAGGGCUGCACGGUUGAACCUGAGGGCUUUGACUUGGUCACCUUGUACUUCAGUGACAUUGUGGGCUUCACCACCAUUUCUGCCAUGAGUGAGCCCAUUGAGGUGGUGGAUCUUCUCAAUGACCUGUACACACUCUUUGAUGCCAUCAUUGGCAGUCAUGAUGUCUACAAGGUAGAGACCAUUGGAGAUGCUUACAUGGUGGCCUCAGGCCUCCCAAAGAGGAAUGGCAGUAGGCAUGCAGCUGAGAUUGCAAACAUGUCCCUAGAUAUCCUGAGCUCCGUUGGUACCUUCAAGAUGCGACACAUGCCAGAGGUCCCAGUCCGGAUUCGAAUAGGCCUGCAUUCAGGGCCCGUUGUUGCAGGAGUGGUGGGUCUCACCAUGCCCAGAUACUGCCUGUUUGGAGACACUGUGAACACAGCUUCUCGGAUGGAAUCAACAGGGUUACCUUAUCGCAUUCAUGUCAGUCACAGCACCGUGACAAUUCUUCAAGCUCUAAGUGAGGGCUAUGAAGUGGAGCUUCGAGGAAGGACAGAGCUCAGGGGCAAAGGCACAGAAGAGACCUUCUGGCUGGUUGGAAAAAAAGGCUUCACAAAACCUCUUCCUGUGCCCCCACCAGUAGGCAAAGAUGGGCAAGUAGGCCAUGGCCUGCAACCAGUGGAGAUUGCAGCCUUCCAAAGAAGAAAAGCAGAAAGGCAGCUGGUGAGAAACAAGCCAUAAGGUAAUGGCCAGCAGGAAAACAGAGCACGGGAGCUUGCCAAAUUUUCAAUGCUGGGGCUCCCUUUGGCAUGGGUGCCAGUCUCAGCCUACACUCGAUUGGCAGAGUGUGAUGGAGUUGGUGAAUUUCCAAGCUCCACUGAGUUGAGCAAAAACCUACUCGGGAGGCCUGUUGCAGAGCAAGCUGCAUCUGAGGGAGGUCAGCUGCCCUGUUCCUGAGAGAGACCUUUGCCUCCCGCACUGAUAACAUAUUUGAAUGUCAAACAAGGCUGGCCUCGUUAUCCAGUUAAUCAGGCAGGUGCACCUGUCUGUUUCAUUGUUGAGUACCUGGACCACAUGAUGAGCCACUUCAGGUCUUUGUAGAUUCACAUCUAUCUAAGCAACACAGCAAUAUUAUGAUGAUCUUAUUUCCCCAGGAUCCAUUGGCGAGACCAUCUUUGAGGGGAUGUUAUGUCAUUUCCUCUGGUGGCAUGCUUGAGCGCUUCUGAGGUUGGCAUUGCCAACCAAAAUAAGACUGGUUACACCUUGACUGCCUGGCUUGAAUUCAGGACCAUUUCCCCCAUCCCUCCUCCCCUACUAGAACGGUAUGAUUCCAGUAGCAACAACAGACUAAUUAUCAAGAAUUAUCCCCAUAUAUUUAUCUUUGAGGAAUCUGUUGCCUUCUGGGGCUCCUAUCAGCAUCCCUUCUCUAUCGUUCUUUCUUAUUUUCUCUUUUAUGGAGACUUUGACCCUAGUACUCAUUUCUCCCUCCACAUAUUUUUGGAAAUCACAAGCUUCUAAAGUAAACAUUAAGGCACCUCCACACAUUCCUGCUCCCUUGUUUCUUAGCAUGUUUCAGAAUAAUCACAAUUGUAGCAGCAACUACCAAAUGCAUCCACAUACCUCCUAUUUUCCCAUUAGCCUCUAUUGACUUUGUCAGAUCUCUAUAACUCUUUCUCUCCCAAGGAAACCCAGUGCAUCUUCAUUUCUGCAACUAUCACAGGUACCCUCUAUAAGUCAUAAUGCUCCAUAAAGGCUUCUGUACUGAGUUUGUGGCUCCCCUGAAGCUCCCUGAAGCUCCCUGUAACACCCCUUGCAAUCCUGCAAAAUGGAGGAUCCUGCAAUCCUGCAAUCCUGGAGCUUGGCUCUGUUUUUUCCUAUUGGUAAAUACAAGUAGAUAGGCAGCUGGGACACACAUUCACCUAAUUUCCAGGAACGUUCUUUCCUGUAGGGAAGGAAACACACAAAUACACAUAGACACACAGUCUCUUUCUCUGUCUCUCUAUCUUUCUCUCACAGCAGGCGAGUUUUUGGAAGCUCUUGAAGGGUUUCCCCUUUGGUAGGGUGGCAUAAGUAUUGCAAGUACUGUGUAAGAACCUAUCCAUUCCUAAGAAUGUGUUGGAAUUUGCAGAAGACACUGCAGCUGACUCACCAUCAUUGGCUGUGUGCUUUCUAAUGAUUCCCCAGCACUGCAGAUGGAUGUGACUUAGGCAAUUUAUACACACUCAUCUGGACCCCCUUGACAGAGGGCAAGCUUCUGUGGACUGUGAGUAUAUGGAACAGAUUGAAGCCAAUUGGCCCCAAAGUGGAUUUGACCUCUGGUCUUAGCCUCAUUAGCACUUAUACUUUAAUCAACAUAUUAAUUGACCACAGUGGCCUUGGCAGGCUUUGCAAAUCACAAAAAUCCUCAAGAAGAGUACCCUUGACAAAUAUCAGAAGGCUUGCCCUAAUUCCAAGAGCUCUCAGACAUCUCACAUCUCUCAUUAAAUGUCCUAUGUUGAUGUCAUCCAGUAACAUCACCUAUUCCACAAUGUUGCUAAUGUUCUAUGAAUUUUUAGGCUGACUCAUAAUGAGACAGAUCCAACUUGCAAAAGACCCACAACACCAAUGACUAUCUCUCAUAUGCUGUUGCUGUCAUGGGAGCUGUUAGGGGAAAAUUUGAAACCUUUAGAGAGCCCUCUGGGGUCAUACAGGAAGGAAAAAGAGAUGCUGUGACAGGGACACAGCUUUGGUGAACUGACUGCAGUGGCUGCCUCUCAGGCAAGGCCCUGAUGUCUACCCAGUAUCUCCUUCCUCAUGUCCCCAAAUAUCCACCACUUUCCAAACCUUCCUAAAGGUUAUCACUUCAUCUGGUUACUUUCCCUAAAAUUUCACCAACUGGGCUUCAUUUGGGGUUAAUGAGCCUUUCAAUCAUAGAUGUACCUUUUGGAGGGCAAGGGAGGACUAAUCACUCAUAUCAGAGUGGAAGUGAACUGAGCUGGAUGUUCAGGAGAACUUGUAACUUUCAUUUUGGUUGGGACCAGGAGAAAUGAGGAAGUUUGGCAGUUAUGAAAAAAAGAAGGAAGGUCAUAGUGGAGGUUUUGGGACAAGAGCAAUGGAUCCCUGGGAGAUGGGAGAAGAGUGAAAACAAGUAUGAGAGUGGAAAAGUCAGUUUAGAUUACCCCACUUUUAAACCUUUGCUCUGGGUUUUCUUUGGACCCAAAUAAUAGGAAGAAAGCAUGCUUUUCCUUCUGCUCUCAGGACCUAGGACCUCUGCCAGAGCUCUAAUGUAACUGCUCCAUGUGGGUUAAAUCAGCCUUUGUAGACUGGCCCAGAAACUUGACCACCACAUAUAUAACACAGUUUCUAUGGAGCAAGGCAUUCCAAGUUCCAAAUCAUUGACUUAUAAAUGUUCAGGACACAUCUCAUCAGUAAGUUGAAGAUUACUUAUAUAUUAACAUGCCCCCUUUUUUUGUUAAAUUUGUAAAAAAAAAAAAACCCUUAUAAAUAGCAACAUCUAGUUAGGCAAACCUGACAAAUAUAAUAAUGUUUAUUUUUUCAGUGAUCCAGGAAAUUUUAGCAAUUUGUAAGCUCUUCUUGUAGAGUGGCGUUGUGUGGCUUAGAAUCAUUCAUAUUGAAAUCCUGUGAAAGGCCUAGGAUGGAGAAGGUAUACUUACUGUUUUCUCUUUCUCCCACCCAGAAGUGAAGGGCUGCAAGAUUAGAAUCUUCUCUUGGUGAGGCAAUGGAAGAGCUCACUCCAGUUCAACAAAUUGUUCUUCCUGGGCAAGAAAUUAGUGAAUGACUAUAUCUCUGAGGAUGACCAGUCUACAGGGUUAUUUAAGCCUAAUUCCAGUGUGAGGGGGGCUCCUGGGAAGUAAAUUUAAUAAGUUUUGUUCAUUACACAGCUAAUCACCAAAAAGGCCACUUGAAUGUAAACUGCAAUGGAUGUGAACCUUAAGGAAGGGGAGAGAACCACCUACCUCCAAGUUUAGUAAUUCCAAAAUAACAGGCCCAACUUGGACUAAGAUAAGAAGGUCUCUAUUUUCACAGAAAAAAGUAGGAGGCACUUUGUUUUCUUUUUCAUUUCAUUUGAAUCUCUAGAAAGUAUUUAAUGAGCAUAAUUUAUAACUCGGAUACUAUGAGAUUAGUGCCAGGAAAAAAAAUCUUCCAGCAAACAUACAUCUGAAUCCACAGUCUACUGUGACCUCAGUUGACUGGAAUGCCUAGGGAAUAGGGGGGAGGAGAAGAGUCUGGUUAAUUGUGUUGUUUGAAUAAUUCAGGGCUAAGAAGAAGUUCUUUUGUUUUCUUAUUGCUUAUUAUUCAAACUCUUUCCACAAUUGUCAUGGUCUCUUUUCCUGUCUAAGUAAGGGAAGUUUAAGGAACAUAAUUGAAUUGUCCUUGCUAGAUAGGUGAGCAUCUUACUGGGCCUCAGGGUUAUAUUCUGAACGUGAAAGGAAGAGAUGUAGGAGAUAUUGUCAGGAUGAAAGAUAUAGAAGUAGUGGAUUGAACUGAGCAAUUCCGUUUGUUUUGUUCUUUUUCUCCCUUCCCCUGUCCACCCUGCCUUUCAAGCCCCUACGCUGGCCCCUAAAAUAAAUCCCUUUGAACAUUUGUUUUUACUUUGUGCUUUUAGUUUUCCAAAUUCUACUUUCAAGGGGUUAUUGGCAAUGGCUUGCCACAAUCACAUGGACCAAAGCAAUAAGACUUAAGUCACAGGCAUGUUUAAAAUAGUUAAGCAAACUUUUCCUCCCUUUUAUUGUAAAAAAUAAUCUAUUAAAACAGCUGAACUCAAACAUAUCAGCCAGUAAAGCAGUUAAUUCUUUUAGAACAAGCCUUUUUUUAAGAAAUGCCUCAGGUAUAAUUUGAUACCUUUCUCACUCAUAUUUAAUUUUUUCCAUUAUCAACUCACCCUGAAUCUAGGCUUAAAGUCAAAAGUUCUUCCCAGCAGUUUUCCCUCCACUUUCAGUCAAAGCACCCUUGGACUCUUCACAGGAGCUUAACCUCUCUCACCCUAAGGUAGUCUAUUUACUAUGCUAAAGCUGUUCAAAAGGAUGCAGAAAAGGCUGAAGGUGCCUUUCAGCUUCCUUGAUCAGAGUUUCUAAUUCCUUUUUCUAGAUAUGGCAGAGGGAGACAUGAAAUAUCAUCCUCUACCUGUGGCAAAGGUCUCAGUCAAAAGCUGAGCAUUUAAGGAUUUUAGAGAGACAAGGUCUAAGGGAAGUUUCCAAGAAAAAUACCAAGUCAAAAACAGGACUUCACUUCUCUUAGAGGAGGUGGCACUGCCCUCUAGUAUGAAUAGAAGGAUCAUUGAGGAUGAGGGAGGGGAAUGGGGCUGCACCUAUAGGCUUCAAGGAUCAGGAUUCUCCCACAGUCCAAUCCUUUAGCCCAGGAACUAUAGUCCCAGGCCUAGGCCUGCAAAAUAUUGAGCAACAAGACCCACUGAAGGUGAUCCAUUAGCUCUCUGUCUGAUCCUGUCCCCUAUUUCCCUCUUUGGUAUUUCACAAGUCCAGUGUGUCAACCAAACCUACCUUUUAUAGCCUACUAAUCCUGUCUCAUGCACAAUCACGUCUUCCUUUGUUUGAUUCUGUCAUGAACCCCUAUCUAAAACCACUCCAUCCUUUCCCAGAUUCUGUUUCAUUAAAGCCUUCUGCAUUGACCAAAACUAAGCUUCCUUUAAUCUGCCUUAGCAUUUUAAUUAUCUGUGGAGAAGAUAAACACUCUCUACUCCCAUGAUCCAUUUGACUUAGUGGAGUCAAGCCUACUUCUUAUAUACUACUGAUUAUUUCUCUUUUCACCUGUUGCUACUAGCACAAUGGCUUGAGUUGGUGGUUAAGAGGGACCUAAAUGAUUUUUUCCCUCACAGCUCUUUUCUAGCUUAUAUUCCUUGUACAAAACAAAAUAUUUAGAAAACAAUUUAAACAAUGUAUUUUUUGAAACAGAUUUGAAUUUGUUUCAUUAUAUCUCCUUGUUUUCUUGUGAUUUUCCGCUUUUCAAAAUAGAUUAUUGGAAAAAGAAAGACAAAUGUUAAUGAAUUGCAAACUGGGUUGUGCUUAUUUGAGGUUUUUCUGUACUUUACCAUGUAAUUUAACAAUUUGAUCAUCCCAUGAGGCAUUGUUUAAGUCCCUUUAGAUUUUUUUCUUCCUGAUCUCAAUGGCAAUACAGGUUCAUUGUAGAAAAUUUAGAAAACACAGAAAGGUUUAUAGGAAAUUUAAAUUGCUCAAAUUCUCUUUAGAUCUUUUAUUCUAAUUUUUCCUUGUUUGGGCUCAACUUCAUACAUUACUGCAUGUUAUAACAUCCACUCAGCCAAAUGAUACCUUAAGUCAGCUGAUUCUCAAAUUAGUCCAUUAUACUUUUAUUGCUGGCCUUGUUAAUCCAUACUUUUGGUGUAGAGGCUGAAUCAGUUUCAAAUUUGGGCAGCUUUCAGUGAUCCACUUGUUCCUGAUUUCACUUGGCAUAGGUAAGUAGGAGGAGAUAGCAGAUGGUUAUACCUCAUCAGAGAGCCAUAACUUGGUUUACUACAUAAAGCUACUCUACCAAAAAGUGUUGUUCCAAGGACUCCCAUUCUGUCUACCUUGUCUUAGUCUUAGUACAAACAACUUUAUUACCAAGCUACUCAUCUCACCACAUUCCUGUCUCUAAUCCAAGUGGAAUCAACUUGCAAGUUGUGGGAUGUGGCAAACAGCCAAAUGGUAAUACUUCGUGCACUGGGAGGUCACAUCUUUGUGACAUCAAACAAUUGGAUGUAACUUAAAAACCUGGUUGAAUCAAGUAAGCAUUAAUUAGAUGAAAGGCCACAAUGGAUUGACCAUUUUAUUUUCCAGUUAAAGCUGGUUGACCUAAUCAAGCACAUUUCCCAUCUGGUUGGUUGCUUCUGGCCCAUUAAAAUAGUGGAAACUCUGUAAUAGAAUUCUCUCUUACCCCUUCUCUGGUCUGUGCCAUCUUUUCAGGUCAAGAAAAUUCAUAAGUAGACCACAGACACAGACAUAAGUUACCUUAAAUAAUACAUCAUAUAUCUGUUGUUUGUGUAUUGCUUGGGUUUCUCUGGAGUGGUUUGUAAAAAACCCUGCUAUCUCACCUCUUUUCCAGUUCAGAUUUACUGCAAGCAAGCAGUAGUGGACCUUUUCCAAAGUGGCAUUGAGAAUAGAGGUGGCCAUUAAUUUAUAUUCUCACUUUGCCUCACUGCAAAUUAGAGUGGCUCCAGAUGCCAUUAAGAAUUUUUCAAAGGUGAUCUAAUUCCAAGCAAAUAAAUCUGCACAUAGAAUCAUAGAGCUGGAAGGGCUUGGAAAUCAUCAACCCUGUUGAAAGGUAGGGUAUUGGGGUCCAGAGAAGAGAAGUCAUCUUCUUAUGAUCACCAUCUAGUUAGAAGAGGAACUGCUCUUACCAAAGUCAAAAAGAGAUCUGAGUUAUCAAGGACAACCCCUGACACUUUGGAACACUUCUUAGAGAUCCUGGGAUAAGACCUCUAACCAUGCAUGUGGGCACAAGCUUGGCAGGCAUAUUUUGGUUUACAGUGUUUUGAGUUUGUGACUCUGUGACAUCACAAUCCAGAGAGAGAGAGAGAAAAGAUUGCAGGUUCCUUGGUCACUAGAUCACCUCUACUAAACAGGAUCUUAUCCAUAGCUAUAAAUAUUCCCAAGUUGAUUUAGCCCAAAUGUAUGGAAAACAAACCUCCAAUUAUUCCCAGGCUUAUGGAUUCACUUAUAGUUUAUAACACAUGGUCUUAGUUCCAUUUAUCAAUUUAGUCUCAGAAAUACCUGAGAAGAGGCCUAACUUCAGAGGAUAUCUUAAGAAUAUUUUCACUGUUGCCCAUCAUCCAAAUAAGAGCUCCAGUAUAUAGUGAGAGAAGUCAGAGGAGAACUAAGCUCACAAACUUCAAAGCAAGAUUAGAAUUUAGAACUAAUUCAGAUUACUAUUGUUGACACCACCUUUAUCCUCCAGAGCCAUGAAAUCUGAGUUGUGGGGACAGUUGUAUACCCAGUGAGUAUAGGAUAGCUAGAUAGGUACUUUGCUCCUGUGUUCACUGACUUCAGCUGUUUUCAGGGGUGACUGAGCCCAUCAUGUGGAAUAGUCCAAGGUAAACUUCCCAUGACCAUGCCUUCCGGGAAUGAGAAAUCAAAGGAAAAGCAGUUGCUCCAAGCAAUUUCUGGGAGCCGUAUAGGGGGCUAGCUGAUGGAGUUAAGUUCUUUAUAAAUGGCAGUAUAUUAACUUCAUGGGGACAUUUUUAGUGUGGUUAAGAAGCAAGACAUACUUGUUCUUUUGGGUAUUCCUUGGUCAGGAGCAAUCUAGAGUCAAUUUCUUGAGAUGAUUGUGAGUCUGUAGAACCUGCCCCAUUGGUCAGAUUUGGGUUGGCUUAGGUACUGACCUCACAGGACAAACAUUAAUAUGGAAUAUCCUCAUUUAUGCCUAUAAUUUGAACAUACAAUAUUAUUUGAAUGGUUUAUAGUGAUAGUAUUCCAAAAGAGUGUGAUAAGAUGGUUUUGUUACUUCUGGGAAGUAAUUUUUCCCCCUGUUUGUAUCUCUGUAUUGCAGUGCACUUUUCUGUGAUUAAAGUUCAGGACUUAUAAUUUUCCUGUUCUAAAAGUUUUAAUGUUUCUACACUUUUAUAAAUUCCUUAGUUAGGUUCCAAUCUAACUUUCUCUAUCCUUCUUACAGUUUAUGCUCUAGCCCAAGCCUAUUAUUUGUUCUUUCUCCUGACCUUUCCUGAUGCCAUGCCUUUUUUGUACUUUUCCCUCUACCUGAAAUUGCUCCCCUGCUUCCCACCACCAGAGGCCCAAAUUCAACCCUUCCUUGAAACUCUAGUCAAAUACUGCUUCUUCCAUAAAGAUUUCCUUGUUCUCUCUAGUGAUAUGUCCAUAUUUCUGAAUUUCUAUAAUAAUUUUACCUAUACUUCUUUAAUGUUUAUAUAAUAUUAAUUUGUUUUAUAGCCGUUUGUGUACUUGUCUCUGUUAUACUUUGGUCUAGAGAAAAUAAUACAUGUUACAAGCCUCUUGAGAGCAGGAAUCAUGUUUGAGUCAUCUUUGUACCCUGAAAAAUGCUUGACACAUAUAGAAGGCACUCAAUAUUUGUUGAAUAAAUAAAUGAAUGUU